This is a messenger RNA of Zeugodacus cucurbitae (melon fly), 1572 nucleotides long. RefSeq names its product transcription initiation factor TFIID subunit 7 (gene Taf7). The coding region runs from base 153 to 1523 and encodes 456 amino acids. Gene Ontology annotation, cellular component: transcription factor TFIID complex. The record is from RefSeq and is a predicted model, not a curated record. The transcript has 3 exons. Gene Ontology annotation, biological process: RNA polymerase II preinitiation complex assembly; transcription initiation at RNA polymerase II promoter. Lineage: Eukaryota; Metazoa; Arthropoda; Insecta; Diptera; Tephritidae. Gene Ontology annotation, molecular function: RNA polymerase II general transcription initiation factor activity.
AAUGAAAAGGCGCAAAAACAGAUCGAGAAAACAACACUGGUGUGGACCGAAAUUAAAGUUUACGAAGAGGAAAAAUAACACAAAUAACACCGAAGAUUAUUUAUGAUUUUACAAUUAUUUCUGCAGUUUUUGUAACGAUAUAAGCAUUCAAUAUGAUUGAAAAGAAACCUGAAAAAGUGAAGCAUGAAGCAAAACCGCGUGAUGACGGUGUGGACCUGGAAAAUCAGUUUAUUCUACGAUUGCCCGAGGAGCCAGCUAAAGCACUACAUGAGGCUCUAUUAACUGGCAAUAUUAAGGAUAGAAUGACGAUAAAAAUGGAUAACGAAUUACGGUAUGGAGAACUACGUUUUGAUCAUUGGCUAUUACAUGCUAAGGUGGUCGAUUUACCAACAAUUAUUGAAUGUCUUAAAACCAUAGACAACAAGAAUUUCUACAAAUCCGCAGAUAUUUGUCAAUUGAUGAUUUGCAAAGAAGAACCUGAUGCAUUGGAUUCAGAAAAAGAGUCUCCUAACAAAGGCAAAAAGAAGGAUCCUAAUAAGGUGGAUAAAAAAUACUUGUGGCCACAUGGAAUUACACCUCCAUGUAAAAAUGUACGCAAACGGCGAUUCCGUAAAACUUUAAAAAAGAAAAAUGUGGAAGCUCCUGAAAUAGAGAAAGAAGUGAAACGCCUCUUGCGUAUAGAUAACGACGCUGUCAAAGUAGAUUUUGAAAUCAUAAAUGAAGAUUUGGACAAACGCUCUUUAGAGCAACAAUCUAAAGAUUACAAUGAAGGAGAAGAGGAAUACAACUUUGAGACCAUGAAUGACGGCGAUAAAAAUAACGAUUCUUCUUCACAGAAAGAUAUAAAUGUUGAAUCCGAUGGUGAUGAUGAAGAAUUACCAUCUGGUUCUGCACCGAUUGGUGGUGUUGGUGAGCAUGAUAUCUUUGGUGAAGAAGUCUCUUCCUCCGAUGACGAUGAGGAUAUGCAUCGGGACACAUCUCGUAUACAAGAUAUCGAGGAAAUGUCAAGAUUAUCAGCAGACGAUUCUCGCAUGUCAGAUUUCUCAAUUGGUGGCAAUGGUGAUGUUUUGGGCAAAUCCAGCAGUAUUAUGGGUGGUGCUGGUAUCGAUAAUGCUGGUAUAAAUAUUUCAAAAGAUAGUGCAACUGAAUUCGAAAAGUCAAUGUUUGGCAGUCCAAAAGCUGAUGCGGAUGAUAUGGCAUCAAAAUUCGGUGGUUCAAAUUCCAAUUUGGCAGCUCCAAGUGGUUAUUAUGAAGAGCAAAAACGGAACGACUACGAUGACGACUUUUCAAGCGAGGCUAAUACGGUACGGUCCCAUCUAAACUCCGAGCAGAUUCAGAUGAGGAUAGCCGAACUGCGUAGACAAUAUGAAGAACUAAAAACUCAACGCACACAAAAGGCACAAGAAAUAUCAUCUAUUCAAAACCCAACAUUAAAACAACGUAUGCAGGAAACCCUAGAUAACUUGCAGAACCAAAUGGACGAAAAAGAAUCGGAGAUCAAAACCUAUGAAAAUAUGAUGUGAAAAAUAAUUAUAUGUAUUAUAAUAAAUUAAUUUUUGUGGAAUUAUAAAA